UUUAAAAAACUCAACAUUUAAAACGUAACUCUUGGUUAAAUUUUUUUAUUAGCUUAAACAUAUAUAUAUAUCAUAUUAAAAAGAAUUAUUUAAUCGCUUCGGUUUUGUUGUUAUUACCAAUAUUUUCAGGUCCAGUCUUUUUUCCAGAGUCGCCAUUUUCGUAUUUUUUCUCGCACGCACUCUACCUUUGGACAAGGUACAAAUCAACCAACAAGGCCUGUCAGUUCAGACGCAUUUAAAAAAAAACCGAACGAAAGACUGUAUGAGUCAAAAAACACCGAAACCAACAUUAACUGGUCAGAGGAUUAAAACCAGAAAAAGGGAUGAGAAAGAAAAAUAUGACCCAACAAACUUUAGAGAUCAAAUAGUUGCUGGACUAAAUAAUGUGAAUUCAGAUCUUGAACAGGCCUCAAAGUUUUUAAUUCAAGCUGGCAGUAAGCUAGAUUUUCGUCGCUAUGCUGAAGCACUUUUUGAUAUUCUUAUAACUGGUGGAAUUCUUGGACCUGGUGGAACAAUAAAUGAUGACAAUGGUGCAACCACAAGUUUAUGUAUUUUUGAGACUGAGAAAGAUAUUAAAAGUAUGCGAAACAUGACUAGUGUUUUUGAGAGAAUGAUUCGUCAGUAUAAGUAUUUAGAAAAAUCUCUUGAUGAUGAGAUGAAAAAGGUGUUAAUGUUUAUGAAAGGAUUUUCAGAUGUCCAAAGAGAACGCCUUGCAAUUGCUGUGUACUUACUAAUUUCAAGUGGAUUGUCUUCCCCAGUCUGCCUUUCACAGAUAGUUAAUGAACAUCUCACUAAAGACGGUAUUGGGCUUGAUUUUGCUCGUACUUUGUUUUCUGUAUGGUUAAGUGAAAAAGAUUUCCCAAGUUUAAUCAGUAUGCUUAAAAAGUCAGAAAUUGAUGGAAAGUUAUUGGAACUUUUCCCAUUAAACAAACGUACUAUAGAAAACUUUGAAGCAUACUUCAGUGGUGCUAAUCUAAAUCAAAUAGUAGAGUUUCAAAGGAAUCAGAACACUCGAACUUCUAUACAAGAAUUAAAGAGUCGUUUAAAGAAGCUGCUUGAAAAUGAUGGUAGCGCUGCAGAGGUAAUUGCAGUUUCUAAGGAUUGCAAGGAAAAACAUAGUCUGAAAGAUUCAGAAGUUUGUAUUCUGUUGUGGACUUCAUUAAUGAAUGCUGUUGAAUGGAACAAAAAAGAAGAUUUGUUGGCUGAGCAGGCAUUACGUCAUUUAAAAAAAUAUUCUUCGGUUCUACAAGCUUUUACGCCAGAAAAUGAAGUUGAGCUUCUACUUUUGCAAAGAAUACAAGAAUAUUGUUACGAUAAUAUGAACUUUAUGAAACUCUUUCAGAAGAUCAUUAUGCUGUUUUAUAAAACUGAUGUUAUUGGAGAAGAUGCUAUCAUACGAUGGUACAAAGACGGUCACAGUGCUAAAGGCAAAAGUGUUUUUCUCAGUCAGAUGGAGAAAAUGGUUGAAUGGCUACAGAGUGCUGAAGAAGAAUCCUCCGAAGACGAAAGCGAUAAUUAAAAGCUUAAUCUACAUUUAUCGUGAGAAUUUCUUAAAAAUUCUUCUUACCCAGCCUCACUUCGGUUUGCUUAUGCUAGAAUCUGUGUAACUUAAAGUCGUAAUGUUUUUUAUAAUCCCCGUUCUUUUUUUAAAAAACGAAAUAAAAUGUGAAUAAGCGAUAUUUUAUCGCGUUUUUGUCAAUUAAAUUUCUGAGCAAACCAGCCUAAGGAUCUGUGAUUCCAUUUUUAAAUUGAGUAGUGUAUUGCAUUAGUAAUUAAAAGAAACCGUAUUUUGUAGUGUUUUUAGGAAAGAAAAAUAUAUAUCUUGGGUGGGUAUGACACAAAAUUAACUAUUGUAAGAUGGCGAAAUAUUCAUGUAUUACUCAAGUUUUUAUAGAUCAAUAUUUUUAAAAUUCAA
Hydra vulgaris (swiftwater hydra) is the source of this 1915-nucleotide messenger RNA. Its product is annotated as eIF5-mimic protein 2. NCBI's taxonomy places the organism in Eukaryota, Metazoa, Cnidaria, Hydrozoa, Anthoathecata, Hydridae. The record is from RefSeq and is a predicted model, not a curated record. Gene Ontology annotation, cellular component: membrane; cytoplasm. Gene Ontology annotation, molecular function: protein binding.